Messenger RNA from Lutzomyia longipalpis, 930 nucleotides. Its product is annotated as apolipoprotein D-like. The record is from RefSeq and is a predicted model, not a curated record. NCBI's taxonomy places the organism in Eukaryota, Metazoa, Arthropoda, Insecta, Diptera, Psychodidae. The coding region runs from base 143 to 871 and encodes 242 amino acids. The transcript is spliced from 3 exons.
CUUGAUAAGCUUCUCUGUGAGCUCGCGGACGUUCUUUUGCGAUCGCGAAAUGUGAUUCAGUCAAUGCGAAGCAUCCCGCAGAGCAACUUCUUUGCAGUUUUUGAGCAUUCUAAGCAUUUAUUCUUAAUUAUUUUCCCCAGAAAUGAUCAAAUUUGUCGGUUUUGGAAUAAAAUUUUCCAUCCUCUCUGUGCUAAUCCUCACAACGUCAAUCUCUGGUCAGCAAAAGUGCCCAGAUGUCCUUCCAAUGGAGGAUUUUGACAUCGAUCAGUUCCUGGGAACUUGGUAUGUGAUCCAGAAGACCAAAACAGAGUCCAGGUGCAUUCAGCAUCAGAUAACACCGCUUGAGAAUGAGCGAGAAUACAGAAUUUCUCAAGUUUCUCCGCAUCACAUCCUGGACAAGUUUCCGCUUAAGCAUGAGCACACCUAUGCGGGCUUCCUGGUCACAGACGCAACUUCCCCGGCACGGAUGAAGGUUCGCUAUGCUCUCAGCUUCGGCGAGGAAGCCUACAUUGUCGUCACAACGGACUAUGAGACCUACGCGGGGAUAAUUGAGUGUGCUGGUGCCGCCAAAACAGCCACAAUCCUCUCACGGACGCAGAAUCUCUCAGAAUUCCAAAUUGAUGAGAUUCGUGCAAAAUUGGAGGCUUUUGGCAUCAAAAUCAACGAUCUCAGCACAAUUAGCCACAACAAUUGCCCCAGGGAUGGCGUCAGGGGGCUUAAUAUUAAAAUUGGACAUGAUCUUCUGUCUCCGGACAGGAUAAGUAAAGCUGCAACAGGGAUGGUGCGAGAUCUGGGCCAGGCGAUUGAGGGAGCUUUUCAAAAUGGGGCUAAUUUCCUUAACGGCCUUUUCGGAGGAAAUAAGAAGAAUUGAAGAAACUGGACAGGAUAAGGAAUAGAAGAGCAUUACUGAGGCGCUAAUUAAUCCUUCGA